Messenger RNA from Meloidogyne enterolobii, 391 nucleotides. Lineage: Eukaryota; Metazoa; Nematoda; Chromadorea; Rhabditida; Meloidogynidae. The record is from the annotation of a GenBank genome assembly.
UGUUAUUAAGUUGAUUGAAAUUAAUGAAAAUAUGUAUGGAAUCCGUUUAUUUAGUGAAGGCAAAACUUUGAAAAUAAAAAUUGUUGGUUACAGAGAUCAUCCAAUAAAUAAAGAGCCAAGACGGAUUAUUUCAUAUAAAUUAGAGCCGUCAACUUCAAGAUGUUUAAUUUCUUAUUUUGAGAAAAUUGAAGGAGAGAAUUAACACAAAAAAUUAAUUUUUUUUGUAAAAAUCUUUGACUAAAAUAAAAUUGUUUUUUGUUAAAAUAAACGUAAGACAAGCUCUGAUUUUUAGAAUUUAUGGUCUGGUAUUGUGAGAGUAUAUUCUGGGGAGUAGAUGGUACACAUAGCCAGAGUUGGCCUGGUUCUAAAAAUAAGAACCGGGUAUUUAUCG